AUGACGAUUAUAUUACCAGUAAUAAGUUAUUAUGUAGACGAGGUUAUUUUGGAUUAUCUAGUGAACAGUAAUCAAUCUGAAAUUUUCACUGAUAAUAACAGUGUGAUCCUCGACCUCAACCAAAAUAAUCAUAUCGACAACAACAACAACAAUAAGACUGUCAACGAUGAAAUUGACGAAUUUAAGGAAAUUGAGAAUUGGGCGGAGGAGCCGUGGUCCAACUGUAUUGAUGUUGAUGUUCCAGAAUGGGCUAAGAUUGAGGGUCCAGUAUUGGAAGAUAAUGAGAAGGAUUUGGUGUGGGCAGACGACCCCUGGAUACAGACCCCUCUCGUUGACAUCCCUCCGUGGAUGAUGCUUCCGGGGAUCGAUUUUAAUUUGGAUGCUUUUCCUUGGAAAACUGAAGUGGGCAUGGACGACGAUAAUAUUGAAGAUCUGAUCGAGUCAAACACAACCAUCAACAACUGGUCCGAUGAAUUUUAUUUUCAAGCACCUCUUGAUGUUCCCAAUUGGGCUCUCUUACCAGGGAUAGAUUAUCCAAGCCAAACUAAAAAUAGUCCGUACUGGCAGUACAAAUUAAACAAUUAUCAUAAAAUAAAAGAUAAUUUUAGACAAAAAGUCUUCAAAGAACAGUUGAGAUGUAUAGCAGAGGAAAUAUUUAUGUAG
Molecule: messenger RNA, 663 nt
Organism: Lottia gigantea (owl limpet)
Lineage: Eukaryota; Metazoa; Mollusca; Gastropoda; Lottiidae
Exons: 4
Coding region: 1-663 (220 amino acids)
Source: RefSeq, a predicted model, not a curated record